AGGGAGUGAAACUCACCCCAUUGUUGUAGCAAAUGCAAAAUUUCUCUAGAAAACAAGAAAGAAGAGAAAGAGAGAAAAGUUGAAAGAAAAUCCAGAGAGAGAAAAUGAGCUUGUCGACGGCGUCGUUCUUUGCCAGAAGAGCCGCUCAGAAGCAGAAGGUCCGCCUUCUCUAUCGCCGUGCACUUCGUGAUACCCUCAAUUGGGCCGUUCAUCGUCAUCUUUUCUACCAAGAUGCUGAUGAGCUCCGGAAAAAGUUCGAGGCUAAUAAAAAUCUGGAGGACCUUGAUACAAUUGACAGAAUGAUUGCAGUUGGUGAAUCUGAGUACAAUAAGUGGCGACACCCUGAUCCUUAUAUUGUUCCAUGGGCUCCUGGCGGUUCAAAGUUCUGCAGAAACCCAGAGCCACCUAAAGGGAUUGAGAUUAUAUACAACUAUGGCCAAGAAGAGGCCGAGCUAAAGUAGCUGCAUAUACUUGAUGCCAUGAGAUUAUUCUGCCUGUGGUGGGAAGAUAAUGAUGAAGAGUCAUCUCCUGUUUGCAUUUAAUUACGCUUCAAACAUUUUGAGAUGUUCAGUUUUCCGUUUUGAAAUUUACCUAGGUUCUCUGCACUUCAUGUAAACUGUUUGAAAAUUUGUGCACAUGAAUUGUUAAUCUUCUGAAGAUGUUAAUAAUUUACCAUCAUGAAUAAGUUUCCUCCUUUUGUUAAGGCAUGAUUCAGUAGCUUCUCUUAUGGUAAAUUGGUGAUUGUGGCUCGGGAUUGUAUCAGACAGGGAGCACUCUCUUAAUUGCUAGGAUGCCGUUACUGUGUGUUGGACUUGAGCAUCGAGCCAAUAACUUGGUAUUGAAAAGAAA
This is a messenger RNA of Chenopodium quinoa (quinoa), 849 nucleotides long. Its product is annotated as NADH dehydrogenase [ubiquinone] 1 beta subcomplex subunit 9-like. The coding region runs from base 105 to 461 and encodes 118 amino acids. Gene Ontology annotation, biological process: mitochondrial electron transport, NADH to ubiquinone. The transcript is spliced from 6 exons. Lineage: Eukaryota; Viridiplantae; Streptophyta; Magnoliopsida; Caryophyllales; Amaranthaceae. The record is from RefSeq and is a predicted model, not a curated record.